AAACCCCCUUACUACUAAACCCACAAAACGACAUCAAACCCCGAUAUAGGCGUUUUUUGGACGAGGAAAAGUUGGCACUUGUGAAAAACGACUCGGUGGCACUGGCACUCACCUCCUCUCUCUCGGCUCUUCUCCGUUUUUUCCUUUGAUCUGGGACAAUAAAUGGGGGAUGCUCCAGGCCAUGAUUUGAUAAGUGAUUUGCCUGAAAGCAUUAUAGAGAGUAUUCUAACCCGUUUGCCAAUAAGAGAUGCUGUAAGAACUAGCAUUUUAUCAAGUAAAUGGAGGUACAAAUGGGCUUCGAUCACUCAACUUGUAUUUGAUGAUAAAUGUGUUACCCUACGUAGUGACCGAGCUCUUGUUGAGAAAAGUCUCAUAGACUUUAUAACUAAAGCUCUCUUUCUUCACAAAGGACCAAUUCACAAGUUCCAGCUUUCUACUUUCUACUUGCAGAACUGCUCAGAUAUAGAUCAAUGGUUACUUUUUCUUUCAAGGAAUGACAUUAAGGAAUUGGUUCUGGAAUUAGAAGAAGAGGAAGGAGAAGGCGAGUUGUUUAGAGUACCGGCUAGUCUAUUUCAUUGUAAAAAAUUGACCCGUUUGGACCUAUUUCGUUGUGAGUUAGAUCCACCUCUUACUUUCAAGGGAUUCUCGUAUUUGAACAGUCUCACCCUUCAUCAAGUGCUGGUUGCCCCUGAUGUAAUUGAGAGUCUAAUUUCUGGCUGCCCUCUACUUGAAAAUCUGGCUAUAUCUUACUUUGAUAGCUUAGCUUUAAACAUUAAAGCUCCAAAUCUCAAGUUUUUGUUCCUUGAGGGUGAAUUUAAGGACAUAAAACUUGAGAAUACUCCACUUUUGGUUGCUAUGUCUGUUGCUAUGUAUAUGACUGAGGACAAUGCUGAGCAUUUCGAACAAAGUUCAAGUUGCAAUUUCGUCAAGUUUCUUGGUGGAGUACCUUGUCUUGAGAGGCUUAUCGGGCAUGUAUACUUUACCAAGUAUUUGAGUAUAGGUUAUGACCUGGGAAAACUUUUAGUUACCUAUAAGCAUUUGAAGGUUGUUGAAUUAAAUCAAGUGUGUUUCGAAGAUAGGAAAGAGAUAUAUGUGGUUCUUCGCUUGAUUACGAGCUCUCCUAAUUUAACAGAGCUUCAAAUCUCAGGGCCCUCAAAUGCCGUGGAUUUCGUGAUUGCACUUGAUGUGUCUGAUUUGAAAUUUUGGGAGAAAGAAAGCCUUUCAAAGUACACAUUCGAAAAGCUCAAACUUGUGAAGAUGACAUAUAUGUCUGGUGUGCCACAUGAAAUGGAAUUCAUCAAGUUUUUGCUCAGCAGAUCCCCUGUGCUAGAGACAAUGAGUGUUGCCCCUUGUUCGUUGUGUGCUAUUGUUAGACGAUUGCAUAUGCUGACUGAGUUGGUGAGAUUUCGACGGGCGUCUCCUCAAGCUGAAAUUGUAUUCAUCCAGGAUUAAGUAUUGUGUAUGACAUUUUCAUUAUCUUCCAUUCAUCUAUUUCACAAGCUUGGCAGAGUUGGUGUCCCCGGUUGCAUUUAUCUUAUAUAUAAAUGAAUAUCUAGUAACUGACAGGAAAUGCUCCUAUUGCUUUCACAAAAUGUUAAAAUAAAUAUCCACCAAGUGAUUGGCUGCCUUGCUAAUAAGAAGUUGAAUUUCAUAUUCUUCCCUUGA
Humulus lupulus (European hop) is the source of this 1665-nucleotide messenger RNA. RefSeq names its product F-box/FBD/LRR-repeat protein At1g13570. Gene Ontology annotation, molecular function: protein binding. The record is from RefSeq and is a predicted model, not a curated record. The coding region runs from base 163 to 1452 and encodes 429 amino acids. The transcript is spliced from 4 exons. NCBI's taxonomy places the organism in Eukaryota, Viridiplantae, Streptophyta, Magnoliopsida, Rosales, Cannabaceae.